Corylus avellana is the source of this 758-nucleotide messenger RNA. The record is from RefSeq and is a predicted model, not a curated record. NCBI's taxonomy places the organism in Eukaryota, Viridiplantae, Streptophyta, Magnoliopsida, Fagales, Betulaceae.
UGUUGGAGGAGAAUCAUCAAAAAGAUUCCCCACGACUUCUUUGGUAGAAGAAUCUGGUAUUUUUGGUAGGGGUGGUGAUAAGGAAAAAAUAAUAAGCUUGUUGCUCUCUGACCAUGCAACUGGAAAUGAAAAUCUGUGCGUUAUUCCCAUAGUGGGCAUGGGGGGAAUUGGCAAGACCACCCUUGCCCAGCUUGUAUACAAGGACAAGAGGGUGAAUGAGCAUUUUGACUUUAAGGCAUGGGUAUGUGUUUCGGAUGAGUUUGACGUGUUCAGGGUAACUAAAACAGUUCUAGAGGCAGUGACUUCAUCGACUUGUAAUAUGAAGGAUCUAAAUCUACUUCAAGUUACACUACAGGAUAAGUUGAUGGGGAAGAAAUUCAUACUUAUUUUAGAUGACGUAUGGAAUGAGAAUUAUGCUGAUUGGGAGAUCUUAAGUAGUCCAUUUAGAUCUGGGGCACGAGGAAGUACAGUCAUUGUAACAACACGCAAUGAUAAUGUUGCCUCAAUCAUGCGUGCUGUUUCAACUGAUCGUCUAAAGCCAUUAUUGGAAGACGAUUGUUGGUUACUAUUUGAAAAAUAUGCAUUCCACGAUGGCAACUUCGAUGCACGUUCACAGCUAGAAGUAAUAGGUAGACAAAUUGUGAAAAGGUGUGAAGGUCUACCUUUAGCAGCCAAAGCAAUUGGGAGUCUCCUGUGAUCUAAACUAAGUGUUGAUGAGUGGGAGAAAAUAUUGAAGAGCGAAGUAUGGGAUUCACCAA